Messenger RNA from Brassica oleracea var. oleracea, 942 nucleotides. RefSeq names its product elongation factor 1-beta 2-like. The transcript has 6 exons. Gene Ontology annotation, cellular component: cytosol; eukaryotic translation elongation factor 1 complex. Gene Ontology annotation, biological process: translational elongation. Gene Ontology annotation, molecular function: translation elongation factor activity; guanyl-nucleotide exchange factor activity. NCBI's taxonomy places the organism in Eukaryota, Viridiplantae, Streptophyta, Magnoliopsida, Brassicales, Brassicaceae. The record is from RefSeq and is a predicted model, not a curated record. Bases 118 to 783 code for a protein of 221 amino acids.
AGGGCUAUACUCUGUAGGUUUAUAAAGCAGCUUGCUUUUUCAACCUGCGUCUCUGAUCUCUUAUCACUCUCUCCCUCCCUCCCUCCCUCCCUCCCCUAACCUCGGCAAGCAGCUACAAUGGCGGUUACCUUCUCAGAUCUACACACAGAGCAAGGUGUUAAAUCCGUGGAGGAGCACCUCGCAGGGAAAACCUACAUCUCCGGAGAUCAAUUGUCUGUGGAUGAUGUGAAGGUAUACGCUGCCAUCGUGGAGAAACCGAGCGAUGCCUUCCCUAAUGCUAGCAAGUGGUACGAUUGCGUCGCGUCCCACCUUGCUAAAAGUUUCCCUGGUAAGGCCGUCGGAGUUUCAAUCGGUGGCUCUGCUGCUGCUGCUCCUGCUCAAGCUGAGGCACCUGCAGCUGAUGAUGAUGAUGACAUGGAUCUGUUUGGUGACGAGACCGAGGAGGAAAAGAAAGCUGCAGAGGAGAGGGAGUCUGCUAAGAAAGACACUAAGAAGCCGAAAGAGAGUGGAAAGUCAUCUGUGCUCAUGGAAGUCAAGCCAUGGGAUGACGAGACUGACAUGAAGAAACUGGAGGAGUGUGUCCGCGCCGUGGAGAUGCCUGGUCUUCUAUGGGGAGCUUCAAAACUGGUUCCAGUUGGUUACGGGAUCAAGAAGCUCACGAUCAUGCUCACAAUCGUUGAUGACCUCGUCUCCCCAGACAAUCUCAUCGAAGACUAUCUCACCUGUGAGCCUAACAACGAGUACAUCCAGAGUGUUGACAUCGUCGCAUUCAACAAGAUCUAGAGACUUUUAAGUUCUCUCCUUACCAAAAGAUACUUGAUUUCCUUCCAAGCUUUGUUCUUUUUGUGUUGUUCUGCUUGAGAUGUUUAUUUUCUUCGUUGCAAGAAACAUAAACUAUCAAUCCUUAUUAUUCGGUCCUUUACCGUGAAACAUUCUCUAAUA